AUGUGUAUGCUGGGCGGCAGAGCUGUCAUCUUUGACAGAUUCCGUGGAGUACAAGACAUUGUGGUGGGGGAAGGGACUCACUUUCUCAUCCCAUGGGUACAGAAACCAAUUAUCUUUGACUGCCAUUCUCCACCACGUAAUGUACCAGUCAUCACUGGUAGCAAAGAUUUACAGAAUGUCGACAUCAUACUGCGCAUCAUCUUCCGGCCCAUCGUUAGCCAGCUUUCUGGCAUCUUCAGCAUCGGAGAGGACUAUGAUGAGCAUGUGCUGACGUCCAUCACCACCAAGAUCCUCAAGUCAGUGGUGGCUAGCUUCGAUGCUGGAGAAGUAAUCACCCAGAGAGAGUUGGUCUCCAGACAGGUGAGCAACGACCUUACAAAGCGAGCAGCCACCUUUGGGCUCAUCCUGGACGACGUGUCCUUGACACAUCUGACCUUCGGGAAGGAAUUCACAGAAGCGUUAGAAGCCAAACAGGUGGCUCAGCAGGAAGCAGAGAGGGCCAGAUUUGUGAAGGAAAAGGCUGAGCAGCACAAAAAGGCAGCCAUCAUCUCUGCUGAGGGCGACUCCAGGGCAGCCGAGCUCAUUGCCAACUCACUGGCCACCGCAGGAGACGGCCUGAGCUGCACAAGCUGGAAGCUGCAGAGGACAUCGCGUAAUAGCUCUCACGCUCUCGGAACAUGA
Molecule: messenger RNA, 681 nt
Organism: Pongo pygmaeus (Bornean orangutan)
Lineage: Eukaryota; Metazoa; Chordata; Mammalia; Primates; Hominidae
Product: prohibitin 1-like
Exons: 1
Coding region: 1-681 (226 amino acids)
Biological process (GO): mitochondrion organization
Cellular component (GO): membrane; mitochondrion
Source: RefSeq, a predicted model, not a curated record